AUGUCUCCAAUGCAGAAUGGUGUCAAGAACACCUCCAAGAAAAGUCAGACGUCGACACAGAAGAAGCAUGAUGACUCGGCUGAGACGCCGCUGCUUGCGCCGACAGAUGUACUUAAGCCCAAAUCCGUCAUCGUGGCUUAUAUUUAUUGGCUCCUUGGUGGAAUCUUUGGGGCUCACCAUCUCUACCUCCAUCGCGAUCGCCAUGCAUUCGUCUGGUGGUGCACUCUGGGCGGCUACUUUGGCGUCGGAUGGAUCUGUGAGGUGUUCAAGAUUCCUGAACUUGUCAGAGAUGCCAACGAUGACCCAGUGUUUGUGAAGCAAUUCAAUGAGAAAUUGAGGAAACACAAGAAACCACCUUUCAGCACAAGUCGCUUCAUGGGAGCCUUUACGACAGCUUACCUCUUUGCUCAGGUGGCCAAAAUAGCCAUUCCUGAGGAAGUUUUCGGCGGAAUUGACUUCAGCUUCCUCCACUGGACACUUCCUUUCUUCGCUGCGCUUGGAGUCUGGACUGUGGGCAAUAUUGGCAGAGAAAAGGGCCCCCUAAAGCAUUGCUUGCUAGCCGCAUAUGCCUCAUAUCCCAUCAGAUACUGGUUCUAUGAUGAAGAUAUCUGGAUGCUGAUCAUGAUUAUUGUCUCUGCAUCUGCCUUUGAAUACUGGUCCAAACAGUGGAGACUGGAGCGUCCGAGGCGUCGAGGAUUCUUCAAGCGAGCAUUCUGCAUUUGCAUGGCUGUCAGUGUGUAUUCCUCGCUCUGGAUGAGCUACCUCUACUUCAACGGAAAGAUCAAGGAUGAAGAUGGAGACGAAGUGCCAGUUCAUGAAGCCAUUAGGAACUUCCUUAUGUCUCCCUGGUGGACAGAUUUGAAGCAAACAAUACGCGAUACGUGGCAUUUUGCUCAGCACAAUGGCUGGAAGGAGACUUGGCGUCAGAUAGUGGAGCAAAUGGACAUGGAUGGGGAGCAGAAUGCAUACAAAGUCCUGGGAGUUAGUCCCACAGCUUCUCAGGCUGAAAUUAAAGCUGUGUACAAGAAGCUAUCGUUGGAAUACCACCCAGACAAGGCUAAAGAUGAGGAACAGAAGAAGAUCGUGCAGGAGAAAUUCAUGGAGAUUCAGCAAGCCUAUGAAAUCCUCAGCAAAAAGAAAAACAAGCGUCGACAGAAGAAUAAAAAGUUCAACGAAGAAUUGUAGAAGUUUAAAAAAAAACCAUUGCAUUUAAAAUAAUCUCGAAAGUCAAUGAAUUUUCUAUUAAAUCUAUUACAUUGAG
Molecule: messenger RNA, 1261 nt
Organism: Phlebotomus papatasi
Lineage: Eukaryota; Metazoa; Arthropoda; Insecta; Diptera; Psychodidae
Gene: wus
Product: dnaJ homolog subfamily C member 22
Exons: 3
Coding region: 1-1185 (394 amino acids)
Biological process (GO): endocytosis
Cellular component (GO): plasma membrane; early endosome
Source: RefSeq, a predicted model, not a curated record